Messenger RNA from Ectocarpus siliculosus, 501 nucleotides. The record is from the annotation of a GenBank genome assembly. NCBI's taxonomy places the organism in Eukaryota, Phaeophyceae, Ectocarpales, Ectocarpaceae.
AUGGUUCUCUGCAAGUACGCCGAGCGGGUCUACUAUUUCAUCGAGGAGACUCGCAAGGCCGUGGACCCGCCAAAACGCAACUGGCGCCGCGUGCGGGACACCCUGCUGACGGUCGGAUCGUUCGGUCUGAAUAUCGCCUCCGUGCUCGUCACAGGGGCCACUCUCACGGUCGGUGGGUGGCUCGCUUUCCUGUGGACCGAGUUCAAGCUGGCGGAUAAACGGGUGUACACCAUGGGAGGGGUGACCACAGCGGCGAUUGCCACGGCGCUCGCCGUGACGACACCCGGGCAAGCCAGGAGGCUCCAAGGAAUUUUCUUUGUGUUCAACUUGGGUGUCGUGGUGUGCAUGCUAUGCGUGCCUGUCAACUAUGCCGCUAAUGCCGUCAGUGCUUUGUCUCUCGUUAAGGGCUUGCUGGGCAGGAAAGGUUGGGGCUUCUUCUUGAAAGGCGAAUUCUUCAAGAGGAUGGGCGCCGCAUUCAUGAACACGUCCACGAGCUGCUGA